Molecule: messenger RNA, 132 nt
Organism: Parastagonospora nodorum SN15
Lineage: Eukaryota; Fungi; Ascomycota; Dothideomycetes; Pleosporales; Phaeosphaeriaceae
Exons: 2
Coding region: 1-132 (43 amino acids)
Source: RefSeq, a predicted model, not a curated record
AUGGCGACGGCAGCCCACCGGAACUCAAUCACUGAAGACAGUUUCUUGAAAGCCGUUCUGUGGUUGCCUCUCAAAGCAAUCGAUGGAUUGAAAGAGCUAGGAUGUGAUACUAAAGAAAUCGGCCUGCCAUAA